Oncorhynchus mykiss (rainbow trout) is the source of this 1947-nucleotide messenger RNA. NCBI's taxonomy places the organism in Eukaryota, Metazoa, Chordata, Actinopteri, Salmoniformes, Salmonidae. The record is from RefSeq and is a predicted model, not a curated record.
AUGAAAGAUCACUGGAGCCUGACUCUCUCUGUCCCUGCAGUGUCCAGAUCCCGGCUCAGCACUGCUCCAGGUCCCAGCUGUCAUCACCCUGCGUCCCUGCCCUCUGCAGCCAGCAGUGAUGUCAUCACCCUGCAUCCCCUGCCCUCUGCAGCCAGCUGUGAUGUCAUCACCCUGCAUCCCCUGCCCUCUGCAGCCAGCAGUGAUCCCCCAGCACUCACCACCCUCACUGCUGCAGCCCCCACCACUCACCACCCUGACUGCUGCAGCCCCCACCACUCACCACCCUCACUGCUGCAGCCUCCACCAAUCACCACCCUCACUGCUGCAGCCCUCACCAAUCACCACCCUCACUGCUGCAGCCCCCACCACUCACCACCCUCACUGCUGCAGCCCCCACCACUCACCACCCUGACUGCUGCAGCCUCCACCACUCACCACCCUCACUGCUGCAGCCCUCACCAAUCACCACCCUCACUGCUGCAGCCCCCACCACUCACCACCCUCACUGCUGCAGCCCCCACCAUUCACCACCCUCACUGCUGCAGCCCCCACCACCCUCACUGCUGUAGGCCCCACCACUCACCACCCUCACUGCUGCAGCCCCCACCACACACCACCCUGACUUCUGCAGCCCCCAGCACUCACCACCCUCACUGCAGCAGCCACCACCAUUCACCACCCUCACUGCUGCAGCCCCCACUCACCACCCUCACUGCUGCAGCCCCCACGAAGCACCACCCUCACUGCUGCAGCCUCCACCAAUCACCACCCUCACUGCUGCAGUCCCCACCACUCACCACCCUCACUGCUGUAGGCCCCACCACUCACCACCCUCACUGCUGUAGGCCCCACCACUCACCACCCUCACUGCUGCAGCCCCCACCACUCACCACCCUCACUGCUGCAGCACCCACCACUCUCCCCCCUCACUGCUGCAGCCCCCACCACUCUCUCCCCUCACUGCUUCAGCCCUCACCACCCUCACUGCUUCAGCCCCCACCACUCACCACCCUCACUGCUUCAGCCCCCACCACUCUCCCCCCUCACUGCUUCAGCCCUCACCACUCUCCCCCCUCACUGCUUCAGCCCCCACCACUCACCAUCCUCACUGCUGCAGCCCCCACCACUCACCACCCUCACUGCUUCAGCCCCCACCACUCUCCCCCCUCACUGCUUCAGCCCCCACCACUCUCCCCCCUCACUGCUUCAGCCCUCACCACUCUCCCCCCUCACUGCUUCAGCCCCCACCACUCACCACCCUCACUGCUUCAGCCCCCACCACUCUCCCCCCUCACUGCUUCAGCCCUCACCACUCUCCCCCCUCACUGCUGCAGCCCCCACCACUCACCACCCUCACUGCUGCAGCCCCCACUACCCUCACUGCUGCAGCCCUCACCAAUCACCACCCUCACUGCUGCAGCCCCCACCACUCACCACCCUCACUGCUGCAGCCCCCACCACCCUCACUGCUGCAGCCCCCACCACUCACCGCCCUCACUGCCGCAGCCCCCACUCACCACCCUCACUGCUGCAGCCCCCACCACCCUCACUGCUGUAGCCCCCACCACUCACCCCCCUCACUGCUGCAGCACCCACCACUCUCCCCCUCACUGCUUCAGCCCUCACCACCCUCACUGCUGCAGCCCCCACCACCCACCACCCUCCACCUUCACUGCUUCAGCCCUCACCACUCUCCCCCCUCACUGCUUCAGCCCUCACCACUCUCCCCCCUCACUGCUUCAGCCCUCAUCACUCUCCCCCCUCACUGCUGCAGCCCCCACCACUCACCACCCUCACUGCUUCAGCCCCCACCACCCUCACUGCUUCAACCCUCACCACUCUCCCCCUCACUGCUUCAGCCCCCACCACUCUCCCCCCUCACUGCUUCAGCCCUCACCACCCUCACUGCUUCAGCCCCCACCACCCCCACUGCUUCAGCCCUCAUGA